Sorghum bicolor (sorghum) is the source of this 2488-nucleotide messenger RNA. RefSeq names its product riboflavin biosynthesis protein PYRR, chloroplastic. Gene Ontology annotation, biological process: riboflavin biosynthetic process. NCBI's taxonomy places the organism in Eukaryota, Viridiplantae, Streptophyta, Magnoliopsida, Poales, Poaceae. The transcript has 9 exons. Gene Ontology annotation, molecular function: NADP binding; 5-amino-6-(5-phosphoribosylamino)uracil reductase activity; diaminohydroxyphosphoribosylaminopyrimidine deaminase activity. Bases 66 to 1937 code for a protein of 623 amino acids. The record is from RefSeq and is a predicted model, not a curated record.
CACCAGUCCACUUCCAGGCUCCCAGCCGGCGGCCAGCCCCAGCCGCACCCGCACUCCCGCAGAACAUGCCGCCCCCUCAGCCGCUGCUCGGCGGCGCCGCGCCCGCUCCGGCGCGAGCGGCCCCAUCCUUCCUCCACCUCCUUCUCCACACGCGCCACCGCGUCCCCACCGCACGUGCCGCUGCCGCCUCCUCCGUGCCCGCCUCUCACUCCUCGCACGCGAACGACGCCCUUCUCCUCCGCCGUGCCGCCGACGUGGCCGACCGCUCCGCGGGACUCACCUCCCCGCACCCCAACUUCGGGUGCGUCAUCGCGCGGCCCCAGCCCAAUACCGACAGCACCGAUUCCUGGGUGGUCGGCGAGGGGUUCCUCUACGCGCAGGGAACGCCCUGCGCUGAGCUCCUCGCCGCACAGGAGGCCGGUGAGCACGCGUGCGGCAGCACGGCAUAUCUCAACCUCGAGCCUGGGGACUGCUUUGGGGACAACACAGCCGUCGGAUCCCUCGUCCAGGCAGGAAUUACAAGAGUUGUGGUGGGUCUUAGACAUCCCUUGAAGCACCUGAGAGGGAAGGCAAUUCAAGCAUUACGAAGCGAAGGCAUUCAAGUUGAUGUUGUGGGGGAGGAUCUGCAGAGUAAACUGUUUGAGGAAGCUCUGAAGUCAUGCCUCACUGUAAAUGCUCCAUUGCUUUACAGAGCUGCCUUUCAUGUCCCUUUCUCCGUCCUGAAGUAUGCUAUGACUGCAGAUGGAAAAAUAGCAGCAAGUAGUGGACAUGCUUCUUGGAUAAGUGGCAAAGCAUCGAGAGGGCGUGUAUUUGAAUUGCGUGGCAGAAGCGAUGCUGUUAUUGUUGGUGGAAAUACAGUGCGUUUUGAUGAUCCUCGAUUAACUGCAAGGCAUGUUAAGGGGCAUGUUCCAGUGCGUAUAGUGAUGUCACAGUCUCUUAACCUUCCAGACGAAGCAAAUUUAUGGAAUGUUAACGAUGCCUAUACAAUUGUUGCAACUCAGAGAGGUGCUCGGCGAGAUUUUCAAAAGAAGCUUGCUAUGAAGGGUGUUGAAGUAGUAGAGUUUGACAUGCUGAAUCCAAGAAAUGUUAUGUCAUAUUGUUAUGAUCGUGGUUAUCUUGCUGUAUUAUGGGAAUGUGGUGGGACACUAGCUGCUUCUGCUAUAGCUGCAAGUGUUAUCCAUAAGGUCUAUGCAUUCUGGGCUCCCAAAAUAAUUGGGGGAUUAAAUGCACCAACGCCAGUUGGUGAUCUAGGGAUGAAUCAAAUGACUCAGGCAAUAAAUUUAAUUGAUGUCUCGUACGAGCAGAUUGACAGGGACAUGCUCAUGAGUGGAUUCAUCGAACCCAUUCCUGAUCUUUCGCCUGUUAUACCAUCCGUGGAAGAAAUACCUUCCGUUGAUCCAGAAGUAUCUCCAUAUGAAGCAAAUAUUAUUUCCUUUUACAAGACAUGGGAUAUUUUUGGGGCUUUCUCAAACUUUUCUCCUCAUCCAAUUCACAUGCCUGAUGAAAAUGGAGAUUACUUCACAUGGCCAACAGUGGAAUACUAUUACCAGGCUCACAAGUUUGUUGGUGUUGACAAUCCCCAAGCAAGAGACAUUGUUCAAGAAAUAAAGCUAGCAAAGAGUCCUGAAGAGGCUGCUAGAAUAGGAAGGACCCGACAAAAAGGGUUCCCUGAACUGGUAAGAACAGAUUGGGAGACUACAAAAAUAGAUGUGAUGUAUAGAGCUAUCAAAUGCAAGUUUUCAACUUAUCCCCAUCUGACUAAUAUGUUGCUGUCAACUGCUGGCUCUAUUCUCGUCGAGGCAUCGCCUCACGAUUUAUUUUGGGGUGGUGGGCGGGAGGGAGAAGGCCUGAAUUACUUGGGUAGAUUGUUGAUGCAGUUAAGAUCAGAGAUUCUGGGGACGGUUCCAGCAAGCGCUGGAGUAGGGGCGGCAGAUUGAUUCGCAGGCGAGCAAAUCUUAUUUAGCAGAAGUGUUGAUUGCAAGAUCAGACAUUAAGGUCUGGCUGGGCGCUGGUUGCUAGUUUGCUACAGUGGAUGCUGCUAGUGAAAGGGAGCACAAAUGAGAUUUGUUAAUUAUCUAUAUGCCUGAAGAACAUACCAUGGGCCCUGCUCUGUUGUCAAACAAUUUCAUCAGGCCAUCGGGCUAUAGGAAACACAAAGGAGAAACACCAACAGCCAUGCAUAGAGUGUGGUAGAUAAAUGUUGAUAAGUUGAUAAGGACUAAUAGAUUGGGCCAGCAGUAGAUGAAAUGUUUGUUGGGUAAUACUUGUUUAAAGUACUCCCUCCGUUCUAAAUUACGAGGCUUGGCUUUGCUAGAUACAUAGUUUUACUAUGGAUUUAGAUAUAUAUUUAUGUCUAGAUACAUAAUAAAAUCAAUGUAUCGAAAAAACCAAAACGUCUUAUAAUUUAGAAUAGAGGGAAGCAAAAGGAGGGUGGAUUAUUUUAUAAGAGAGUUGAAUAAAUGAGCAUUCAUUGUUAGUUGUUUCUUUC